This is a messenger RNA of Exophiala mesophila, 2124 nucleotides long. RefSeq lists its product as hypothetical. Bases 448 to 1794 code for a protein of 448 amino acids. The record is from RefSeq and is a predicted model, not a curated record. NCBI's taxonomy places the organism in Eukaryota, Fungi, Ascomycota, Eurotiomycetes, Chaetothyriales, Herpotrichiellaceae. Gene Ontology annotation, biological process: zinc ion transmembrane transport. The transcript is spliced from 2 exons. Gene Ontology annotation, cellular component: membrane. Gene Ontology annotation, molecular function: zinc ion transmembrane transporter activity.
GUAUCAUUGGCAACGCUGCCACAAUUGAUCGCCACGCCUCUCAAAGGUUCUUUUGUCCGUCCUAUCUCUUGCAUUCCUUCUGAUUGUAUCUCUCCUCGCCGCGUCAUGAGAGACUGCAGAGUCGAGGACUGCAUUUCUAAAGGAUUCUCGACACCUAUCCUCACCACCCUCUGCCAAAAUGGUGCUCGACAAUGACACUCGUGGAUGGAUCAUGACAUGCAUCAGUGGCGUUGCAUGCAUAUUUGGAGCCUCCAUCAUCUGCGUUGAUCUUGUGGUCCGUCACAUUCCACGAUAUCGAGAUUUCUCUAUCAGUGAAAGUGAUGUCUUUCUCUCCGCAUCCCUAAGUCUCAGCUUUGGAGUUAUGGUAUUAACCUUACCCUUGAUCUAUACUGCCUCAGAGGUGAUGAGAGCUGACAUGUCGUCUAGCUAUUUUCGUCACUCUACUCCAUGCUUCCGCAGUCCAAAGCCUACCUCGAAGAUGCGGGAUACUCUCCUCGGGCUGCGUCUUAUCUUCUUAUCGGUUUAUUCCUUGCUGGUGUAGUCGGCAUUCAAAUCCUGUCCCGAGCCAUGCACAGAUUUAUACCCUCUCACGUUGUUGACUGCGACCACAACCACGAAGAUCAAGAGGUGGACCAGAAAGCUCCAGAGGAGAUGUCUGACCACGAUCCGAACGAUGAGCACACCAAUGGCCUCCCUAUCUGCAAGCGAAACACAAUUGGUGGAAAGAACUGUGAUGAGGAGACUCCCCUUCUGGCUCGCACUACAAGUUUUGGGGGUUCCCAGCCAGCUGAGACCAGAGAUGUUGAAAGAGAUGCCGAUAACAGCCAAUCCUUUGUUACUGCACCCUCGUCACGACGACCUACAAUGAUUACUCGUACCCUAACACGCACUAUUUCUCGCUAUGUCGGCACCCACAAGGAAAAUUGCGACGAGAGUGGACCCUGCAUGGGUUUCUCGGACCCAUGUGGUCAGGAUUGUUUCAAGGCUGCACAAAGACGGGCAACCAUUUUACCUGGGCACGGGGGCCCUUUCAUGCGAUCUUCGACCUGGCGGUCCCCAGCUGAGGUGCAUGUUGAGGCACCUGGUGAAGAGGAGGAGGGUCGCAACGAGAGCAAUGAUACAACCCUUGCUCGUCACCACACCCAUGAUAGUAUUCAACAUCAGACGACGAGGCCCAGGUCCAUUACCCACCACCGACAUCAUCCUGAUCAUAGUCACAAUCAUGAGCACCAGCAUCCGCAUGAAAUAGCCCAACGUCGGCUUUCUGAGUAUUCGGCCUCUCAAGGUCGUGAACACCAUCAUCAUGUUCCCACCAAUGCCUUCAUGUCCAUUGGCCUACAGACGUCGUUGGCCAUCUCUUUACACAAGGCACCCGAAGGCUUUAUUACCUAUGCUACCAACCAUGCAAACCCGACAUUGGGCUUUGCUGUCUUCAUGGCUCUAUUUAUUCACAACAUUACUGAAGGCUUUGCCAUGUCGCUGCCACUAUACCUGGCUCUUGGCUCGCGACCCAAAGCCAUCGCGUGGUCAUCCUUCCUAGGUGGUGCAUCUCAGCCUCUUGGCGCCGGAGUCGCCGCCCUCUGGUUCAAGUUGGCCAACAAGAGCAGCCUAGGUGGUCCCACCGAGGCCGUGUAUGGGUUCAUGUUCGCAUGUGUCAGCGGCAUUAUGUGCUAUGUCGGCCUUGGGCUCUUUGCCGAAAGCCUGCAGCUGAGCCACAAUAAGCAAACUUGUAUUGUUUUUGCGUUCAUUGGCAUGGCAAUUCUGGGAAUCAGUUCUGGUCUAACGGCGAAAUGAUGUUUUGAGCAUGGAGUUGCGGAUGGUGCAUUGGUGCGGUCACGUCACUUCUACCACUGUAUGUAGGCCUGCAUGGCCUCGGAACCGAUGUAUAGCAAAAGCCCUCAAGCAGGAGCACCCAGUCAGUAGACAACGUUACUACUCUGCAGUAAGUUGAAUAUACAUGUAGCUUGUAAUCUUGCCAGCUUAGAGCGACACCAGCUACACAUAGAUCUCUCUACAAGACUGAAGACCAAUGGUACAAGAGAGAGUACUUGGUGGCCAGGGAGGAGUGCAGAGUACCCGAUACUGUGACUAAUUGACCUAAGUAUCUUUGUAUCGUAGGUGAUG